Messenger RNA from Boleophthalmus pectinirostris (great blue-spotted mudskipper), 6017 nucleotides. It is a transcript of the gene kif20ba, whose product is annotated as kinesin family member 20Ba. NCBI's taxonomy places the organism in Eukaryota, Metazoa, Chordata, Actinopteri, Gobiiformes, Gobiidae. The coding region runs from base 121 to 5592 and encodes 1823 amino acids. Gene Ontology annotation, molecular function: plus-end-directed microtubule motor activity; ATP binding; microtubule binding. The transcript is spliced from 34 exons. The record is from RefSeq and is a predicted model, not a curated record. Gene Ontology annotation, cellular component: nucleus; spindle microtubule. Gene Ontology annotation, biological process: mitotic spindle assembly; microtubule-based movement.
CCCUGCGGCAGAUUCAAACUCACCGCGGCUUCUCCCCGUGAGCUCUGUCCACAAAAUCCAACCAAAAAACACCAAAGAAACACCCAAAAAACUCCAUGAAACCAGGCUACAGGAGCUAAGAUGGAAGUUUGCUCGGAGGACAAACCGGAGCAACGUGAGACUGAUGUUUCCAACAGAGACGUUUCCUCUGAACUCAGCUCCUCCUCCUCAGACCUGCUGAGUUCGGUUGUGGAGGAGAAGGAGCACCUGCAGGUUUACCUUCGCGUCCGUCCUUUCACCGCCGCAGAGAGAAACACCGGGGAGGCUCAGGACUGCGUGACCAUCGAGACUUCGGACACAGUUCUGGUGAAACCUCCCGUCUCGUCUCCGCCCGUGAGGCAGAGCGCGGCCGGGACGGAGCGCUCGCUGCCGCAGACCGGACAGCGCUUCCAGUUCUCUCAGGUUUACGGGCCGGACACAACGCAGAAGCAGCUCUACGAUGGCACCGUGAAGGACCUGGUCAAAGACGUUCUGACCGGAGGAAACUCUCUGGUCUUCACUUACGGAGUCACCAACGCCGGCAAGACCUUCACCUUCUUAGGCCCAGAGGCAGACGCAGGCCUCCUGCCCAGAGCUUUGAGCACCAUCUUCAACAGCAUCGAGGAGCACGUGUACAGCGACCUCUCCAUCAGACCUCACCGCUGCAGAGAGUUCACCAGACUCACCAAAGAGCAGCAGGUGGAGCAGAUCCUGCUCAAGAGGAGCCUCCUCAAGCAGAGCAGAGAGGUCGACAGGAACACGACUCUGCUGAACUCAACCAUAAAGACUCAACAUGAAGCCUCGAUUGUGGGGACGGCGCUCACUUCAGACGACAGGAUCAGUCUGGACCUGGGGGAGCACACCAAGUUCUCCGUGUGGGUUUCCUUCUGCGAGAUCUACAACGAGAACAUCCACGACCUGCUGGAGGCGCCACCGAGCAGCAGCCAGAAGAGGACGGCUCUGAGGCUGUCCCAGGACGUCAAGGGACACAGCUUUGUCAAAGACCUGCGCUGGGUGCACGUGGACACAGCGGACGACGCCUACAGAGUCCUCAAACUGGGCAAGAAGAACCAGAGCUUCUCCUCCACCAAACUCAACCAACUCUCCAGCAGAAGUCACAGUAUUUUCUCCAUUCGGAUUCUGAGGAUUGAAGAUGUCGGGACGCCGAGAGUCUCCACCAUCAGCGAGCUCUGUUUGUGUGAUUUGGCCGGAUCGGAGAGAUGCGCCAAAACCCAGAACAAAGGAGAGCGUCUGAAAGAGGCCGGAAACAUAAAUUCCUCCCUCCUCAUCCUGGGCAAAUGCAUCAGUGCUCUGAGACACAACCAACAGGCCAAACUGCUCCAGCACGUUCCGUUCCGGGAGAGUAAGCUGACGCACUACCUCCAGAGCUUCCUGUGUGGGCGGGGCCGAGCCUGCAUGAUCGUCAACAUCAACCAGUGCGCCUCCGUGUACGACGAGACCCUCAACGUGCUCAAGUUCUCCGCCGUAGCUCAGAAGGUGGUUGUGUUGAACUCCAAAAACCAGCAGCUGCUUCCGGAGCGUUCCUCCACUGAAGUGUCCUUUCUGCUGGACGCUGAGGAGCAGCCCAAGAGGAGGAAGAGGAGGAGCUCCGUCAGCGCGUGGGACACCAGCCUGGAGGACGUACAGGAGGACGAGGCAGACGAGUGCGAGGACAGUCUGAUGGACGUCACACACUGCAGCAGUCUGGAGGAAACCACCGAGGACGAGAAGAUCCUCAUCUCUAAAAAGACCUACCAGAGCCAGGUGGCGCUGUUGGGGCAUUUGCAGGUGCAGCUGAAGCAGGAAGUGGCUGAGAACCUGCUGCUGGAGGCCAGGGUCAGGGACGAGAUCAGCAGAGAGUUCUCCCAGAUCUUCUCAGAGAUGCAGAAGGACUACGACGAGCGCCUGGCACGGGAGAGGGAGAUCCUGGAGGAGCGAGCCGAGAAACGUCUGGAGAUCUUCAAGAACCUGAGCCAGAAGAUGUCCAGAGAGGGCCACUACCAGGACCGCGGCGCCAUGGACCCGUUCUCUGCGGAGUUGGCGGAGAUGGAGAGUUACCCUGACUCUUACCUGAGCGCGGCCAUGAGCGACCGGAGCCACGGCGCCUUCGAGCGUCUGGAGCAGCACGUCUCAAAAUACGCAGGUGAAAGCAGCGGCCCGUGUGAGGACAGAACCUCCCUCCUGACGCAGCUGCAGGACAAGAGCCUCCAGGUUUCCUCUCUGGAGAAGCAGGUGUCCCAACUGCAGAGGGCGCUAGAGCAGAGGGCGCACGGCCACAGCUCUGCCCACGAGCAAGGCACUACGGAGCCGCUGCAGCAGGCGCUCGCAGCCGUGGAGAAGGAGAAGCAGGCCCGAGAGGAAGCUCUGGCCGCGCUGGAGUACCAGACCGUGGGGAGGGUGGAGGCCCUGGCGUCUCUGGAGGCGGAGAGGAAAGCUCGAGAACAAGCCCAGUCCUCCCUCAGCGAGCUCCAGAAGAACCAGAGGGACGUGACCAGAGCUCUGGAGGAAGAGAAGAAGAGUAAAGAGCGAGUCCAGGCCGCUCUGGACGAGGAGAGACGAGCCAGAGACGAGCUGAAGGCCUCGCUCAGAGAAGAGAAGAGACGCAGCCAGGAGGUCCAGGCCCGAGAGCAGAGACAGGAUCAGAAGGUGGAGGAGCAGCUCGCCGCGCUGACGGAGAAGAACAAGACCAGGCAGAAGGAGUGUGAGGAGCUGCGUGAGGAGGUGAAGGAGCUCAAGAACAAACUGCAGACCUCAGAGAAGAAGGUUUCCGCCGAAACCGAGCGAGCCGAGAAAGUCUCUGCGGAUCUCCGAGCCGCCCAGACCAAACUGGACAAACUCUCCUCCGAAGUGAAGGACAAAACGCUGCAGAUCCAGACUCUGACCCGGGAGGCCGACAGCGUCAAACAGGAGCUCCAGACGUCCGUGUCCUCCUCCAGCCUGUCCGACAACCUGCUCAAAGACGAGAUCUCCGAGCUCCGCGCCGCCUUGGCCUCGGAAAAGGAGCAAAACAAACGGAAAACCGGCCAGAUCUCGCAAGCGGAAAAGGACCUGGCGAGCGCGAAGGAGCAGCUGGCGAUGGAGAAGCUGAUGUCCGAGCAGAAGCUGGCGGAGCUCAACGAAAAGCUCCGGCGUCAGUCCGCGUCCAAGGAGGAAAUGGAAAACCUGAGGAAAAAGUUGGCGGAGAAAGACCAGGCUCUGCAGCGCCCCCUAGACGAGCUCAAGGCGAAGGUGGAGCUGCAGGAGAAGGAGAAAAACCAGCUGAGGGCGAAGCUCGAGGACGAAAGACGGAACGCGGAGAAGACGAAAGAGAAGAUGCUGGAGCAAGACGCCGACGCCAAAAAGCAGCUGGAAGCGCUGCGGAAGCAACUCGGCGAGCAGCAGGCGGCGUCCGAUCAGCUGAUGUGCGACGCCAAGCUGCAGCUGUACGAGCAGCAGGAGAUCGCCGACAAGCUCCGGGCCGACCUGGAGCUGGCGAACGGCAAAUGCUCCGCCCUGCAGGAUUACAACAGCCAAGGCGACGAGCGGGCGGAGAAGCUGCGCGAGAUGGAGAAGCUGCUGGAGGAGAAGGAGAAGGCGCACAGGGAGAAGCUGGCGGAGUCGGCGAGGAGGAGGGAGAGCGCGCAGAAGAAGCUGGAGGAGAAGGAGAAGGAGGUGGCGGCGCUGCAGAAGAGCCUGGAGCGACGGGAGCAGGAGGAGAGCCAGGCCGCGCAGGAGACCAGACGCAGGGAGGCGGAGCGCCGGAGGGAGCUGCUGGCCAAAGCCGAGGAGGCCAUCGCUCAGAAGGACGCCGAGCUGGAGAAGAAGAGCGCCGAGAUCAACAGGCUGAAGCAGAGCUCGCAGCAGGACACGGACAAAGUGAAGAGCCUCAGCGCGGAGCUUCAGAGGAGAGAGGAGCACGGCAACGAGCUCCAGGAGAAACUGGCCGACUACAAGAAACAGAUCCAGCAGGUCCAGAAGGAGAUCUCGUCCAUGCGUGAGGAGGAGAGGAGCCUGAAGCAGAGACUGUCCGACCUGGAGAAGUCCAAGAAGCAGCUCCAGACCGACGUGGCCAACAGAGACCGCACCAUCCUCAGCCUCAAAAUGGACCAGUCGUCUCACAGCAAGUCAGAGCAGACGCAGCAGCUUUACCAAAACGCAUCUAAAGAGCUGGAGGCCAAAAAGCAGGUGAUUGAGAACAUGCGCCUGGCCCUGUCGGAGCAGGAGGAGACCCAGGAGCAGAUGGAGCACGUGAUGGAGGAGAAAGACAACCACAUCCAGCAGCUGACCAGCGAGGUGGAUAAACUCAAAAAUCUGUUGCUGAGAAAGGACGGGCCCAGCGGACAGCAGCCGGACUCCUCCUCUCACGAGCUCCGAGUCUCCAAAGAGGAGACGGCCCAGGCCCAGGAGAACCUCAAGACGUGCCUGGAGAAACACCGCGGCGAGCGAAAGACCUGGAUGGAGGAGAAGAUGUCCCUGAUCGGACAGGCCAAGGACGCCGAGGACCGGAGGAACCAGGACAUGAAGAGGUUCGCAGAGGACAGAGAGAAAUACCAACGACAACAGAACCAACUGGAGUCUCUGUCGUCCCAGCUGGCCCAGAAGGAGCAGACCAUGGAGCAGUGGAGGAAGGACAGAGAUGCGCUGGUGUCCGCUCUGGAAGUCCAGCUCCAGAAACUGCUCUCCAGCCAGGCCCAGAAGGACAAACUCAUCCAGGAGCUGCAGCAGAGCGCCUCCAGUGCCCCCAGCGCCCCCCAGCCGCCACCAGAGGCCGGUGCCGGGGUCAGUGUGGCAGAGCUCCAGGCCGCUCUGUCUGAACGAGACGCAGAGAUCCAGAGGCUGAAAGAAGAACUCCAGAAAGCACGAACCCAGAGGGACAACGAGCAGAUUAAGAGCAGCGCGAGUCCGGAAAGUGAAGCUCUCGUUCGCAAAUCCAGAGGCAGGAGGGAGACCAGGACUUCAGUCAUCAGUCAGAGCUCAGCCAGCUGCCCGUCGGUGCUGGACUCGUCCGAGAUCUCCACGGAGAACGGCCGGACCAGCCGCUUCCCCAGACCCGAGCUGGAGAUCUCCUUCAGCCCCCUGCAGCCCAACCGCAUGGCCCUGAGGAGGCAGGGCGAGGAGAGCGCCGUCACCGUCAAGAUCACCAGGUCUGCACGCAAGAGGAAGAGCAACGAGAUGGAGAAGGACGAGGUGGAGGCGGAGAAUCGAAGAAACACUCGCACCAAAGUGACGCCAAAGCUGACCCCACACAAGGAGGAGAAGCCGAGUGCGUACGGUCGUCAUGAUUCCCAGAGCAGCCUCCGCAGCAGGAAGGACGCAGGAACUCUGCAGAAGAUCGGAGACUUCCUCCAGAGCUCCCCCACGCUGCUGGGCUCCAAAGCGAAGAAGAUGAUGGGUCUGGUGAGCGGGCGCGACGUGGACCCGUCUGGCUCCUCCCCCUCGCUCAGGUCCAAGAAGAACAAGAGGAAACUGUACCGACCCGAGAUCUCCUCCCCCAUGGACAUGCCCCCCCACCCGAUCAUUAACCGAGCGGCGGAGGAGAAGGAGAGCGACCACCAGAUCAUCAAGAGAAAUCUGCGCUCGCGAGUCGUCAAAUAAAACACUGCAAACGAACAUUCAGCACAUAUAUAAACACUUAUAUACACGACGCGCGUAAAGGUGCACCGAGGGACAUUUCUAGCGAAGAGUUUGCCGCUUGGAGAUGUUCUCGCUUUGUCUAGAAUGUUCCAAAGUGUACGUUAAACCUCUCCGUCACAAGAAGGUUAUGUUACAGCUCAGAUCUGUGGAGAGGAGCGUCUUUAGACCUUUUUCAUGACGUCCGGAAGCGUCGCAGUGAAGGCAAACGGUUAAUGCUUUUCUACAGCAAAAUGUGUGUCAUUUUCUCCAGCAGUUUUAUAAAUCUGCUCCAUCACCAAAUCUUCAACCAACAAACUCCACAAACGAUAAACAUGAAGAAUUUGUCCACAACGAUCAAGAGAAGAAAGACCGAAACUUAAAGACGAACAAAAACGACGACGCUUUAA